AUGCAAGAGAUCCGCGCGGAGCUCCGAAAUUUUAUGCGGAUGCCGUUGAUUGUUCCUCUGUGUCUGUCGCCCCGUCACCUGGCCGAUUGUUGCUCCUCUGUGUCUGCCCCCCCGUCGCCUGCCCACCUGCCCUGCCUCUGCCCGUUGUCUGCUCCGCGCAUGCCUCUGUGUGCCGCACCCAAGAUUCCAGGCAAGGCCCGGCCGUUUUUCCACCACUGCUGCUCAGGCAAGACUGUUCUCUCACUGCUGGUACGGACUACCUGGAUCACUGCGAAGGUGUUCGCUCCCGCGGGCGCCCGCCUGCGCGGGUGCGCACUUGCGAUGGCAAGUGCCCGCCUGCGCGGGCGCAUGCGUUUUUUUCUCAUGUAG
This is a messenger RNA of Prorocentrum cordatum, 369 nucleotides long. Lineage: Eukaryota; Dinophyceae; Prorocentrales; Prorocentraceae. The record is from the annotation of a GenBank genome assembly.